AAAGCCUCCCUCUCUGUUAAGAUGCACGACUCUGGUAAAUGGCUCGUCUCUGGCUUUGUCAAAGAGCACAACCAUGACCUCGUUCCUCCCGACCAAGUCCACUGUCUCCGCUCCCACAGGCAAAUCUCUGGCCCAGCCAAGACCUUGAUUGACACGCUUCAAGCUGCAGGUAUGGGCCCCCGCAGGAUUAUGUCCGCCCUCAUCAAAGAGUACGGUGGCAUCAGCAAGGUUGGCUUCACCGAAGUCGACUGUAGGAAUUAUAUGAGGAACAAUCGGCAGAAGAGCAUAGAAGGAGAUAUUCAGCUUCUUCUUGACUACUUGCGGCAGAUGAAUGCCGACAACCCUAACUUCUUUUACGCUCUUCAGGGAGGAACCACCGAAGAUGAUCACUCUGUGGGUAAUGUCUUCUGGGCUGAUCCUAAAGCUAGAACGGAUUUUGCUUACUUUGGGGAUACUGUCACUUUUGAUACCACCUACAGGUCCAACAGGUACCGUUUGCCUUUCGCACCCUUCACUGGUGUUAACCACCAUGGCCAACCCAUUCUUUUCGGCUGUGCCUUUAUCAUUAACGAAACCGAGGCUUCCUUUGUAUGGCUUUUCAAUACAUGGCUUGCGGCAAUGUCCGCCCACCCUCCUGUCUCAAUCACCACCGAUCAUGAUGCUGUUAUACGUGCAGCCAUCAUGCAGGUUUUCCCUGCCGCCCGCCAUCGCUUUUGCAAAUGGCAUAUUUUCAAGAAGUGUCAAGAGAAGUUGUCGCAUGUCUUCCUCACGCAUCCUUUUUUUGAGUCUGAUUUCGACAAAUGUGUCAAUCUGACAGAUACCCUUGAGGAUUUUGAAUCAUGUUGGUUUUCACUUCUUGACAAGUAUGAGCUACGCGAUCAUGACUGGCUACAAGCAUUGUACUCCGAUCGCCGGCAGUGGGUCCCAGUUUAUCUCCGUGAUACCUUUUUUGCCGAAAUGUCCUUAGCGCAGCGUAGUGACAGUAUCAAUUCGUAUUUUGAUGGUUACAUCAACGCUUCAACCAAUCUAAGCCAGUUCUUUAAGCUGUACGAAAAAGCCUUGGAGAGUCGUCUCGAGAAAGAAGUUAAAGCAGACUAUGAUACUAUGAACUCACCUCCUGUUCUCAAGACUCCAUCUCCAAUGGAGAAGCAGGCGUCUGACCUUUAUACAAGGAAAUUGUUUAUCAGAUUUCAGGAAGAACUAGUUGGAACCCUGACUUUUAUGGCAUCCAAAGCUCACGAUGAUGGGGAUCUUGUUACCUAUACGGUUGCGAAAUAUGGAGAGGCUCACAAGGCUCAUUUCAUCAAGUUCAACGUUUUGGAGAUGAGAGCAAAUUGCAGUUGCCAGAUGUUUGAGUUCUCUGGCAUCAUUUGUAGACAUAUAUUGGCAGUCUUCCGGGUCACCAAUCUCCUUACGCUUCCCCCUUACUACAUCCUAAAACGAUGGACCAGAAAUGCCAAAAGCAGCGUCAUAUUUGAUGAUUAUAAUUUGCAUGCGUAUGCUAAUUACCUGGAGUCUCAUACCGUCCGAUACAACACCUUACGCCACAAAGCUUCUAAUUUUCUGCAAGAAGCAGGCAAAUCUCUUUAUACUUGUGAUGUUGCAGUAGUUGCUCUGCAAGAAGCUGCCAAGACUGUGUCCCUAGCGAUGAAUAAGGAAGUUAGAAGAACUAUGGCGAACGGGCACUUUAAAGAGAGUUCUUCUGUAACUGAUGGAAAACGGAUGUGUUGCAAUGAGGACUGUCAGCAAGAUGUGCCGGCUCAGCCCGAGGACGAAAUGGACAAGAAGAUUAAUCAACUCAGAAACGAGCUGGAAUUAGCAAACAAGAAAUGUGAAGCUUACAGGACUAACCUACUUUCAGUUUUGAAAGAAAUGGAUGAUCAAAAGUUGCAAGUGUCCAUCAAAGUGCAGAACAUUAAAAUUAGCUUGAAGGAUAAUCUGUGAAAUAAGUGACAUGUUCCAACUGCUAUUCUAUUAAUUAAAUUAUUUGGCUUUUCAUCUGA
Molecule: messenger RNA, 2003 nt
Organism: Camelina sativa (false flax)
Lineage: Eukaryota; Viridiplantae; Streptophyta; Magnoliopsida; Brassicales; Brassicaceae
Product: protein FAR1-RELATED SEQUENCE 5
Biological process (GO): regulation of DNA-templated transcription
Molecular function (GO): zinc ion binding
Source: RefSeq, a predicted model, not a curated record